AUGUCGCCUGCAAAUCACGACCGCGACCGCGACCGCACCAUCCCCCCAGGCAUCAAGGACCAUAAGCGCCGCUCCAUCACCAACAAAAACACCGGCGAAACCGUUACCUGGUCGACGUACGGCUACGAGACCGACGGCAAAGAAGCCGCCGCCGUCCUGGUAUGCAAACCGGGCGGCGGACCCCCUCUGCAUUACCACACCACGUACGCGGAACGAUUCGAGGCCCUCGACGGGGCCGGGAUUGGCGUGCUGCUGGGCAAGGACCUCCACAGCCUGGACACCCUGCGCCUCAAGCCCGGCGAGGCUGCCGACAUUCCCGUCGGGACGAUCCAUCGGUUCUUCAACGACGGCGAUACCGACGUGACGUUCAAGGGGUUCGUGCGGCCGGCGCACGCCGGGUUCGAACGCAGCUUGUACAUCCUGUUUGGGCUGAAUAAUGACGGGUUGGCGGAUCCGGAGACCGGGAUGCCGCGGAGUUUGCUGCACACGGCGCUGAUUGGGGAGAUGAGCGAUAUGAAGUUCCCGGGCUUUCGGGGCGGAUUGAUGAACCAUGUGGGCGGUCUUUUGGCGGCGUAUGCGAGGUGGACGGGCGUGGAGGAGGAGCUGCUGAAGAAAUACUGGGAUUGA
Molecule: messenger RNA, 627 nt
Organism: Cladophialophora yegresii CBS 114405
Lineage: Eukaryota; Fungi; Ascomycota; Eurotiomycetes; Chaetothyriales; Herpotrichiellaceae
Exons: 1
Coding region: 1-627 (208 amino acids)
Source: RefSeq, a predicted model, not a curated record